This is a messenger RNA of Monodelphis domestica (gray short-tailed opossum), 2215 nucleotides long. It is a transcript of the gene TNFRSF11B, whose product is annotated as TNF receptor superfamily member 11b. The record is from RefSeq and is a predicted model, not a curated record. NCBI's taxonomy places the organism in Eukaryota, Metazoa, Chordata, Mammalia, Didelphimorphia, Didelphidae. Gene Ontology annotation, molecular function: protein binding. Gene Ontology annotation, biological process: signal transduction.
AGACUCAAAGUUUUGGUCACGGGCAGUGAGUGAGAGAUCAAAGCGAGUCAAUACUUCCUGUUGUAGGAGGCUCUGUAUAUAUAAGUGCCUUGGUAAUGUUGGGGGGAUGUCAGCACCAGCUAGAAGACGGGAGCGAGCGAGUGAGCAAGCCCUCUACUGUCUGUCCGCCUUCCCAGCUCCCGGGGUUUCCCUAGAGACCACAAUGAACAAGUUCCUCUGCUGCACGCUUGUGUUCUUGGACAUCUCAGUUAAGUGGACCACACAGGAAACCUUUCCUCCAAAAUACCUUCAUUAUGACCCAGAAACAUCUCGCCAGCUGUUGUGUGACCAAUGCCCCCCAGGCACUUACUUAAAGCAACACUGUACAACAAGGAGAAGGACCCAGUGUGAGCCCUGCCCUCAUCACUACUAUACUGAGAGCUGGCAUUUUAGUGAGGAGUGUUUAUACUGCAGUGGAGUGUGCAAAGAGCUGCAGCAUGUGAAACAGGAGUGUAAUAGCACACACAACCGUGUGUGUGAAUGUAUGGAAGGACGGUAUCUGGAGUUGGAGUUUUGUCUAAGGCACACCAGCUGUCCCCCAGGAUUCGGUGUAGUACAAGCAGGAACCCCAGAGCGAAAUACCAUUUGCAAAAGGUGCCCAGAUGGAUUUUUCUCAAAUGAGACUUCCUCUAAAGCACCAUGCAGGAAACACACAAAUUGCAGUGCCCUUGGUCUCCGAAUGGCAUCGAAAGGAAAUGCAACUCAUGACAAUCUCUGUUCUGGAAAUACAGAAGGAACUCAAAAAUGUGGAAUAGAUGUCACCCUGUGUGAGGAGGCUUUCUUCAGGUUUGCUUUUCCUACAAAGUUUACCCCUAAUUGGCUCAGUGUUCUGGUGGACAGCUUGCCUGGAACCAAGGUGAAUGCAGAAAUGAUAGAAAGAAUUAAAAGAAGACAUAGCUCUCAGGAGCAAACUUUCCAGCUGCUCAAGUUAUGGAAGCAUCAAAACAAAGACCAGGGUAUGGUCAAGAAGAUUAUUCAAGAUAUUGACCUUUGUGAGAACAGUGUAGUGAAACACAUCGGGUUCUUGAACCUUACCCUGGAACAGCUCCGUAGUCUGAUGGAAAGUUUACCAGGGAAGAAAGUAGGAUUGGAAGACAUCGAAAAAACUAUGAAGUUAUGCAAAUCGACUGAUCAGGUCCUAAAGCUGCUUAACCUGUGGAGAAUAAAAAAUGGUGAUCAAGAUACUCUGAAGGGUUUGGCACAUGGACUAAAACACUUAAAAACAUACCACUUUCCCAAAGUGGUCCUUCAGAGCCUGAGGAAGACAGUCAAAUUUCUGCACAGUUUUACAAUGUACAGAUUAUACCAGAAGCUAUUUCUAGAAAUGAUAGGGAACCAAGUCCAGUCAGGUAAAAUCAGCUGCUUAUAACCAGCCAAGACCGUUGGGGCAGAGGUUGAGCAAGCUGAGAGAUGAUGGAACAUGCUCAGUCUCUUCAGUGAGGCACAUGGAGGGCGCAGUCCAUCCUGUUGUUUUGGACCAAUUUGUGACCAAACAGUAAUUAAGUGACUGCUCUGGUGAUGUGCAAGAGACCGUACACCCCAAAAGUUCAAUACAAACCAAACUGAGAUCUGGUUCAGUAUCUACUGACUAUCUUUACUGCUAGAAGUAACUCAACUGGAAACAGUAACCCAGAUGGAAAAAAGUUUUUAUUUCAUCAUGCCUUACUAUGUAUAGGAAUGUUUAACUGGGAGAACUUGGAGUGUUCAGCAAUCCUGGAUGCUUUUAUUCAAGGGUCAUUUUAUGUAAAAGCUCCAAACAUGUUGAUAACACUAAUGCAGUAUUUGCUAUUUAUAUUCAUUCAGAUAGGAGGUUUGUACAUAUUUAUCAUCUUAAAAUGGAAAUUGUAUAAGACUUAAUUUUAGAAAGAGAAAUUUAUAUUCUGUUUAUAUUAUGACAAAUGAAAGUGAUAAAAUAUAUAUUUUUUCCAAUGGAGACUAUGUAGCAUUUCCUAAUAGGCCCUGCCAUUCUCCCUUCCAGGAGUGUUGUUUAUAAUGUAAUUUUCACUGUAUAAGCUAUAAUAUCUUUGGUUAGAAAAAAGGUAUAAUUUAGCUGAAUUUUUAAUGUGGGGAAAAUGUGUGAUAUGUAAAUUAUCUGCUCUGAGAAAGUGAAUGUAUCUUAUUUAAAAGAUUUUAUGAUUUUACUUUAUAAAUCACCAUUAAAUUUUUUUUCAACAGA